CGCGGGUUCGUGUUCAUGCGCGAGUGCGUUGGUGCGCGUGAACGUGUACGAAAAUCCGAUAUGCGGCUCAGGGAGGCUGUCGUUUCGGUACCGCUGCAUCCUGGGGGACUGAACAACAAUCAGUUACAUAGGAGCGAGCAGAGCCAGCCGAUCGACGAGGAGACCGGCAAUCGCAACGAGAUCACAUCGUCAACGACCAAUCUACCGGUGAACCGAGGACAGAUCCACGCCGAUUUCGCUGAGGACGCCGAGGAUUUCCACGUCGCCGAAGACACGACCACGUGGUCCUCGUUAGCCAUCACUCGCGAGAACGUGCAAAUCGACAGCUCGAACAAUGAUAUCGGCAACUUGAAUAACAACCUGACUGUACCCAGGAUCCGUAGAAAUAGCUCCGUCGACAGUUUACCCGAUUACGAAGGGCGUAACUCCUCUCACGACGACUCGUCUCACGAGUUAACACCGUCCGACUGGUCCGACUGGUCCGAGGAGGGAAAUCUGCCCGCAGGUUGUCGCGGUAUCGUCAACCCUAACUAUCCGGGGUUUCAACACCUGGCGCCUUCUCUUCUGUCGGACACAGAUCUGACGGAGGACGAGCACGACAGCUGCCCCGAUUACACCGGGUUGAACGACAUCGACACGAGACCAACCGUGAACGACAACGAGUACAAUAACAACGUCGAGGACAGUAUCAAUCACUUGUUUGGUCAGAGAAACGAAAGGAAGAUUUUCUACGAGAAACCAAAAUUCAAUAUACAGACUGUAACGUCUUUAUACGAGUCGGUGGUGCCGCCGUCGGAGAAAUGUAUAAACUACGUGAAAAGUGUUGAGGAUUCGAGAACGGAGGAGAUCUCGCCGAAAUCGGAUAUCGUGAACGGCGUGAUAGAGGCGGAAACUCAUCUGACGGUGCUGGAACCGGAAGAGGCGCUCGCUGACACCGUCGCGGAGAACAACGUCGUGAACUUGUCCGAAGCGGUGUUGGAGGAAAAACAGCAACGAGAGACACCGGUCGAGAUCGAAAUCGUCGAACUGACAACCAGCGUUAAGGAGACGUUACAGUUUCCGGAGAUUGAAGAUAUACCGGAUUCUGGAAAGACCAGUGAGAUUGGAGAGACGGAGGAUAUUGUGGUGGAGCACAUUGAUUUGAUACGCGAGGCAAAGGAGUUGCCUCACCAGGCCCGUUCCAAAAUAGGCAACCGUCAGACGGUUACGUCGACCGGCUCCGCCGACGACGACUCCGAGAGCAUCACCGACUCCGACAGUUGCCCGGAGGAGCAACCCACCUACACGAAGCUCGAGGAAAUCGAUCUGCUCUCGAGCAUCGGUCGUGAUAUCGGAGUCGAUCUCGAGAAAUACGUGCAACCGGUGCCAGACGUAGUCGCCAUGGAGACUUUUGACCACAUUCACGCGUCAUCACGCGCCUCCGCCGCCAUAAACAACAUGAUGAAGGACGCCAUCGAGGACACGAACAAGUUAAUGGACCGCGAUCUACCGGAGGCGUCCAGCGCUGAUGCCAGGAAGAAGGAGAAAAUGGCGAGGAACCAAGCAAAACGUAGACAGCAACAACAACAGCAACAGCAACAAUACUAUAGAUCCAAUACGCAGAGGCGACCUGAUAAAAGGAGGGCUGAUGCGGAUAACGGGCCAGGUGGCUUCGAUGUCUACAAUAUCGAAACAGCGAUGCCAAAGAUUGAUCUGGACGCGAUCGAAUCUCAUCUGAGAGCCGCUCGCGAGGAGGAACGACGGCGGCGAAACGACCGUGAAGAGAUACGGAGGAGGUUGGCAAUGGGUCCAGACGCCGAAGACUUGCGCGCUGAACGCGGAAGAAAGCCGAGCCUCCAGUCGCGACUUCAAAGCGGCAUGAAUCUCCAGAUUUGCUUCAUGAACGAAACACCCUCCGACACGGAAUCACCGUGUUCAGAGAACGACUCGUCUCCAGGAUCUACGCCGACAUCGCUGGGUUCGAGACAACAGAAACAGAUGCCGGUUCGACCUCAGGUGCUCAGUCUUCCACCGUUGAGGCUGGACACCAGCUCAGAUUCGGCUCCCAUCGAUGAAGCCGACUUCUUCGCUAGGCAGGCCAGAUUACAAACAGAGGCGAGAAUGGCCUUGGCACAAGCCAAGGAAAUGGCUCACAUGCAAAUGGAAAUAGAGAGACAAAGGCUGAAACAGAGUCCCAUAACGGAAAUGGUGCGAUCCAGUCUCGAGAAAGUUGGCGUUCAGUUGGGCGACGACAGGCGCAGAUUAUCCCGAGUACUUUUAACAGAACUAAACGUCGCGCAACUCCAAGUAGUAGCAAAUGACUUGCACGCGAGAAUCGCGGCCCUAAACGAGGCUCUCGUUGAGGGGCUUUUGAGGAGGGACGAUUUGCACAUGGAACAAGAUUCGAUGCUAGUUGACGUUGAGGAUCUCACCCGAUAUCUCUUUUGCUGCGUUCACAUGCACAGAGGUGCCAAGCAAGAGUCGCUGAAGAAGCAGAACGCAAGGGAGCAGCAAACGGUGUCGAGCAAAAGCCACCAACAGAUGAGCACUGGCCAGAACAAAUCAUCAAUGAAACCGAAACUGACGCACCGUGGUCUAGUCUCGUUGGUGAGGAAAUAAUGCCUCGCCUCGAGACUUCGUGGUCUCGUCGGAAGUUGAACGCGCAGGAAGACCAGCACCGAGAGGACGCGAGUACGUAGCCUGAAUUUGAAAAUUCGUCUCCAAGUUUAUACGGAAAACGUUUUCGGUGUCAAUAUUCCGACUCCCACUUAGUCUCGCAGAAAAAUGAAUGGUUUAGACGAAAGAAAAAAACCUUACGCGAAUCUUUUUGGGGAAACUGUAUGUAUACAAGUCUUCUCUUGCGGAGAAAAACUAUCGCAACAAACACAAUCGUUCUCUAAACGAGAAUUCAAGUAUACAUUCAUACGUACACGAAGAACCACAGCAAAGAAUCCUCUUUUUUCCCUACGUUCCACCGGAAUGGGACAAAAUUUUUUUUUUAAACUUCCAAGGUUUUUACAGGUACGUUGUCAAGAUGAAAAAUUAGAUUAAUACGAACGUAUAUGCGUAAUACCUACAUAAAUUACAUAACCGGACAUACAUAGUAGCAGAGGAGCAACAAGUUCCCUUUACUCGUUCUCAUCUUUAUCGUCUUGAUCGCGACGAACUAUACAUACAACAUGUAGACGUUACUAUUCUCCCCAUCCGCUCUGGUUAUAUCUUGCGGCCAUGCAUGUAUGUGUUCCCCGAGUGUACCGCCUUUAUAUGGUAGCGUUAUAAACGAUAGGCAGAUCUCUUCUGUAUUGUUGUAAAUAAGUGAAACGAACUAGCGGCAGAGACUGACGAGUCCGUUACACACCUUCUUCCGUCGUCGCAUUGAAAUUGGUUCUUUGUUCUCCACGGGCGACGAGUUUCUCUUUCUCUCGACGUCUUCCAAUUGGGGUGAAUCGGUUCUCCGAUCGACGAACCGAUUCACACCUAUCCUUUGGAAUAUCGAACGGAGAUCACGAUGGAAUGACGUCGAUGGGCAUGAUCAGGAUGUAGCUGCUAAGAUCCGUUCGAAAUACUGUCCUACAACGAUUGACAUUAUUACAAUCUGAUUGUCAUUUGAGUUUGUCAUCGCACUUUUCCAUGAAUCUGUUGUCAACGAUUACAUGAAAUAAUGUUCUCUUCGAAGAUAAAAACAAGUAACUUUCACGAUGCUGAUUUAUUUAAU
Messenger RNA from Ceratina calcarata, 3694 nucleotides. It is a transcript of the gene Schip1, whose product is annotated as Schwannomin interacting protein 1. Bases 16 to 2598 code for a protein of 860 amino acids. Gene Ontology annotation, cellular component: plasma membrane; cell junction. The record is from RefSeq and is a predicted model, not a curated record. Gene Ontology annotation, biological process: positive regulation of hippo signaling. NCBI's taxonomy places the organism in Eukaryota, Metazoa, Arthropoda, Insecta, Hymenoptera, Apidae. The transcript is spliced from 11 exons.